Misgurnus anguillicaudatus (oriental weatherfish) is the source of this 4953-nucleotide messenger RNA. It is a transcript of the gene mtus2b, whose product is annotated as microtubule associated tumor suppressor candidate 2b. NCBI's taxonomy places the organism in Eukaryota, Metazoa, Chordata, Actinopteri, Cypriniformes, Cobitidae. The record is from RefSeq and is a predicted model, not a curated record. Gene Ontology annotation, cellular component: cytoplasm; nucleus. Gene Ontology annotation, molecular function: microtubule binding.
GAGCCAGAAACCUUAUUUAAUAAAAUACUUUUCAUCAGUAUUAAACCUAGAUAUAGAUAUAAUUAAAUAUAGGCUUUCAAAUUCUGAAAUUACUGUUAUACACGCACCUAAACCACCGGUAUGUGCUUUGCCGGCCUAUGGGUGGCGCUCGACACAUAUUUAACACACAGGCUUCGUCUCAAAUCGCGACCUGUAUGCAUAGAAAGCAUUUUGGACAUCGUAAUCGCCUUUCGAGUCAACAGCAUUUUACGAUAUCUUAUCCAUAUGCUCAUAAUGCUGCCUAGCAAGGUAGAUAACACGUUUUGAGACGCGGCCAUAAUUCGAUACUUCAUUCCACACCAUUCAUUUCUCUCACCAGCAUCCUGUAGUACUGUACACGGCUGCCUUUCUGUUGCCUCUCUCCGGAUCCUCCAGGCUGAUUGUAAACUCGAGGAUGCCGAGCAGAAUGAUGUUUUCAGACGGGUGCUGAUGCUGCUGGACCUGCAGGUUAAAGACAACCACUGAUGUCAACUGAAGAUCAAUACUGUGUCUCUACCACCAUUGUGAAAGAUGCCAUUACUUACUUUAGCUUUAAGCUUAAAAGCUGAAAUGGCUCCAGACCUCAAAGGAGGAUCAACAAGACUAAACACAAGAGCUUAGGAACACAAAACCCUCUGGAAAGAUGAGCGUGAAUGAUGAAAAUGUCAGACCUUUUGGGACCAGCAAUGAAGAAUGCUGUAGGGAAGUCAGGAACAACAACAGACAUGCUGAGAAAUCCUUGGAUGGAGAUGCCAAUGCUAAUGAAAUCCAAAUAAGAGAUGAAGGGACUUUGGAGGUCAAUGGCACAAUUUCCUCUUUGGCGUUUCACACUGAGGAAGAGGUGAAGAUGAUUAUCCAGAGCACUGAUUCCCCAUGUGAAGACCCAGAGCUUGCUGAGUUUGAGAUGCUGGAAAGUCAGGAACUAGAGGAUGAGAACACUAUUCCUAAAAAACCUGCUAUAGAUAAAUGUAUUUCCUCCUUGCUAACUUCAGUAGAGCAAGAUUCCACUUGCUUUCAGUCUACAAGCAAAGAAAAGGUGACCAGGAUGGCUAAGACAGAGGUUAGCUCUGAGAAUGAUGUUUUUGAGUCUUGCUUCUCCACAAUGUCUAGUCUUGGAGAAAGUUUUGCUAGUGCCCUUGACCAUGUCAGUCGAUCUCACAGCUCUAAUUCAUGCCAUGCAUCUUUAGGUCCCUACCGAACUCUCUCUGAGGACCUUACUCUUACCUCACAGUCUUGUUGUCUAACCAUAUCAGAUAAAAGUCGAAUCUCUCAACACACAGAGGACAAGCAUCAUCAAAGAGAAAUAAACACAACACACAUUGGAAGUGUUGAUCUCAAUCUUAACUCUACCACUUUGCCAGAGGAACAUCUUUUAGAAGCACAAGUAAACCAACCAGCUACACACUUUGAAACAUAUGAGAGCUCAGGUCAGCUGGCAAAUAGCAUGAGUGAUUGUAGCAUUGUAAGGGCCAACAAGGUCCCCAAUGAAUCAGGAAGUGCAAGUCAGGACAAGGCAGAAGAACCUGGAAUUCUUGUUAUAGGCACAGACACAGAUCCACAGAAAACAAUAUAUACUACUAAAUCUGGUCAACCUGUCAUCCAAGAUAACAGACAGCCUGCAAGAAAGUUUUCCCAGCAUUCCAUUAGUGAUUUGAAGAAUAAACUCAAAUCUUACGAGGAGGAAUCUCCUGAGUUGAAUCUUAAUCAAUUAAAACCAAACUUAACAGGUACAUCUGUCCACUCUAGUUGUUCUGAACCACAACCGUACAAGAAGCAAGCAUCUUUUGAAAAAGCACGAAGUUCUAGUACAUCCAGUUUGGAAAGGAGAAAACCUUGGGGUAGCCCGUCUCGACAUGAUGCACCUCAAUCCCCUAAAACCUCCGGUUCACCUAGAAAACAACCACCUUCAUCACCAGCCAGAAUUAUCAGCACAAAAGAGGCAAGUCAGGAACGUAGUGAAACUCCACAGAAGGGCACCAGUGGUCUGAGGCAAGCAAGCAAAAGCUUUCUCAGCAGCAGUAGUAGUAUUCCAAAACCUUUCCUUUCUCAACAUCCUCAACAUGAGUCUGAACCUAAGAAGUCCUCUCCAGCCCAGAAACCCAAAAACGUCAGACCAAAAAUCAUCACCUCUGUCCGCAAGAGCUCUCAGGCAAAGCCAGCUUCCGAGGGCCCCUACGAAGUAUCGACACUACCCCCCAGACUUACACCAUAUGUCAGCUCUCCAGCCCCCAAAGACCUCAAGACUGUGUUGAGUUCAUCUAAUAUACUUUAUGAUAAGUAUCAGCAGGACAUACAGAGGUCAGGGUAUUACUCGCCUCCAGGAGUAUCUGGGAUCAGGCCACUUAAUCAUAACGUUCCACACAAAAUGGUGGGCAAAUCAGACAGUUUCCAUAGAGAGCUGCAAGAUGAAUACUUACACGAGGGUAAUAAAGGGGUGCCGCAGAGUUCCCAUGAUGUUGCUGGUGUUUUCCGCUUUCCCAGAGCAUUAAGGCCUCAGCUUGGCCUUGGUGCUGUCACGAGACAGCCUGCUGCUAAGAACAGGGUUUCACAAGGCCAAAGGUCAGCAUCACCCCUGAGUUAUGCGGCUACAGCUGGUCCGACUCCAAACACUCAACAGGAACCCACAGUGGAUCAGAAGAGAAUGGCAUCAAGUGUUCCCACCAAAUUUUUGCUCCCCAAACCGGGUCAGUCUGGACUGCGUCCACCGGGGUUCUCACAUCUGCCUCCUGCCCAACUGGCUGCCUUUGGCUUCGUCCGCAGUGCCAGUGUGUCUUCUGUGUCCAGCAACCAAUCAAACGAUAGCACACACAGUGACCCCUGCCGAACCAGCCGUCCAAACAGUGCCAGUGAGGAGACUCUCCUCUGUCGCGCUCCUCUUCCCUCUGCUGAGAGCAGCAGUAGCAGGAGUCCUCACCGCGCCAGCCCCCCACCCCUCACCCGUCGCUCUCUCCUCCCGCCUCCUCGCGGCUCGCCCGUGGCCUCUAGAAAAGAAUUUCAGAGAGAUGAAAUCACACGGCCCAUUGUGUCGUCCCCGAAGAGGUUUGCAGUGGUCUCUCCCAAACCUCAGUCCCCUGUGCGUCAGAAGUCAUGUGUGGCUCGUCUGGGUGGUCGUGUGGAGGGUGUGGAUGCUGAGAGGGAGCGACUGAUGGUACAGAAGCUGAGAGAGAGGUGUAUAGAUCAGGCCCAGAAACUGAUCACACUGCAGGAUGAGCUCAGGAGAUCCUCACGCUGUCUGGAUGUGUUCGUCAUUACUACACAACACUUCUGCCAGAAGAGCGAGAGUGCUGCCGUGAAGGAGAGGGAGUUAUCCCUGCAGUUAGCCAGGAUCAGGGAUGAAGUGGAGGUCAGCGUUCAGAGGUGGGAGCGUCUGCAGGGUGAGAAGGUCCAGCUGGAGCAGAGUUUUGAGCGGGAGCUGAAGGGACUUCGAGAGGAGCAACAGAAGGACCUCAAGGCUUUGCAGGAGAGACUGGUAGAGGAGCACCGCUCUGAGAUACAGCGACUUCAGCAGCAGCAGAAGAAGCGCCUGGAGCUUCUCCUCACCCAACACCAGGAACAGGUGGAUGAGAUGAGUGAAAGUCAUGAGACAGCCCUUACAGAGAUGGAAGUGACUCACAGUGCGGCACUGGCCACCCUACAGGAGGAACAUAACAGAACCGUCAAGAACCUCAGAAUGGCACAUGAACAACAGAAGAAAUCAAUGGAAGAGGAAUUUGAGAAGCUCAGACUCUCACUGCAGGAUCAGGUGGACACACUGACAUUUCAGAACCGCUCUCUGAGAGACCGGGCCAAACGUUUUGAAGAAGCUCUACGCAGAAGCACAGAUGAGCAGAUAGUGGAUGCACUCGCACCCUAUCAGCAUAUCGAGGAGGACCUCAAAAGUCUAAAGGAAGUCCUGGAGAUGAAAAACCAACAGAUUCACGAACAAGAACUCAAGAUUUCAGAGCUCGAAAAAAUGGCCCAAAAGAAUGUCCUGUUGGAGGAGCGUAUUCAGGUGCUACAGCAGCAGAAUGAAGAUCUAAAGGACAGGAUUGACCGCAACCUUGCUAUGUCCAGACAACUUUCAGAGGAAAACGCAAAUCUGCAGGUGUAUGUGGAGAAGGAGAGCAAUGAGAAGAAGCGACUGAGUCGCACCAAUGAAGAGCUUAUGUGGCGUCUGCAGACGGGCGAGUUGAGCCCUCGAAUGUCUCCCACCCAGUCGCCCCUCCAUCGACCGGCCUCUAGUCCACCGUCACCCUCUCGAAUACAGACCUUCCCUAGAUGAGUUCCACCUCUCUUUCUCUCUUUCACAAAUUUUGUGAAAAUGUAUUAUCCUCAACUCACAUUUCCCAUCAUGUGGAUUCUCAUUGGAACAGAAGAUGCUCACAUGAUCACAUUAUUUUCUUUAUCAUCUCACCCCUGACAUGCCUCAACUCAACAUGGGCUAAUCUUACACUAGAGCUGGGUGUGCACUCUACAGUUUUGCCAUCUGGGCAAAUAUUGGGAACAUACAUUUCUUGUUAAUUACUUUUCACUUAUAUACAACAGGAUCGCAAGUGUUUGUCUAUGAUCUCAUACAUUUCCAAAGAUUGAUCAGGAGAGCAUUAUUAACUAGGAAUAUUUUCCUUCAUCUGCCUUUUUCGAAGAAAAAACACCCACCAGCAACCCUCUGUGUGAGCAUUAUUUGAUAACUUACAUCCACCUCACAGAGUAUUACAAAAAGAUAUUUAAAGGCAAUUGUUAAUCAGAUGCUAUCUUUUUUCUUUCUUAAAAAUAGGGACCUAAAAUUUUGUAAUGUAGUUUUAAUUUACAUUUAAAAGGAAAUAUCAUCAAAACAUUUAUUUUUCUUAAGGUGGAAUCCUUUCAAGUUCAUUUACACUGUAAAAAACUUUGCUGCCUUAAAUUUGUUUGUUUAAUCAACUUAGAUUUACGAGUCAUUUCAACUUACUUAUUAGCUUG